GAGGAGGAGGGAGGAGGAGGAGGAAGGCUGCUGCUGUGUGGCGGAGCGGCGGCAGCGGCAGCACCUUUGACGUGCCCGUCCCCCACGUGACGGCCGCUCCAUUGCGGGGAGGGAGCUGAGCUGAGCUGAGCUGAGCUGAGCUGAGCUGCCGCCGCUCCGGCAGAGCACGGCAGAGCCGCAGCCUCGGCGGCGGCGGCGGCAGCAGCAGCAGCGUCUCCGCCCGCAGUGCGUGUGUGUGCGUGUGUGUGAUGAGCGAUCGCCGCGUCCCUCCGCCCGCUGCCGGCUGACACCCACCGCGCGGGGCGCGCCAGGAGCCGCAGGAGCAGCCGAGGAGCCGCGGCCAGCUCGCAGUGACCUUGGCCCAGAGUGCAGCAUCCAAAAGCGGAUCAAAUUUGUGGGACAUGGCACAAGGAAAUAAUUAUGGGCAAAGCAGCAAUGGGGUGGCUGAUGAAUCCCCAAACAUGCUGGUGUACAGAAAGAUGGAAGAUGUCAUAGCCCGCAUGCAAGAUGAGAAAAAUGGGAUUCCUAUUCGGACAGUGAAAAGUUUUCUUUCCAAGAUUCCCAGUGUCUUUUCUGGUUCAGAUAUUGUUCAAUGGUUAACGAAGAACUUAUCGAUAGAAGACCCAGUUGAAGCUCUGCAUUUGGGAACUCUGAUGGCAGCACAUGGCUAUUUCUUCCCAAUCUCAGACCAUGUUCUGACUCUGAAGGAUGAUGGCACCUUUUAUCGAUUCCAGACACCCUAUUUUUGGCCAUCAAAUUGUUGGGAGCCGGAAAACACAGACUAUGCUGUUUACCUCUGCAAGCGGACAAUGCAAAACAAAGCAAGGCUAGAACUAGCAGACUAUGAAGCUGAGAGUUUGGCCAGGCUACAGCGAGCUUUUGCUCGGAAAUGGGAGUUUAUUUUUAUGCAAGCUGAAGCACAAGCAAAGGUUGACAAGAAGAGAGACAAGAUAGAGAGGAAGAUUCUUGACAGUCAGGAGCGAGCAUUUUGGGAUGUGCACCGUCCGGUGCCUGGCUGUGUAAACACUACUGAAGUGGAUAUAAAAAAAUCUUCAAGAAUGAGAAAUCCACAUAAAACAAGAAAGUCUGUCUAUGGCUUACAAAAUGACAUUCGAAGUCACAGCCCUACGCACACGCCGGUGCCAGAGAGUAAGCCACCCACAGAAGAUGAACUACACCAAGAGAUUAAGCACUGGCAAAUGCAAUUAGACAGACAUAGAUUAAAAAUGUCAAAAGUUGCAGAGAGUCUAUUAGCUUAUACAGAGCAGUAUUUGGAAUAUGAUCCUUUUCUUGUGCCCCCUGAUCCCUCAAACCCUUGGAUAUCAGAUGACACCACUUUCUGGGAACUGGAGGCAAGCAAAGAGCCAGGACAGCAGAGGGUGAAACGAUGGGGAUUUGGCAUGGAUGAAGCUUUGAAAGACCCUGUGGGAAGAGAGCAGUUUCUGAAAUUCUUGGAGUCAGAAUUCAGUUCAGAAAAUUUAAGGUUCUGGUUAGCAGUAGAAGACCUGAAGAAGAGGCCAAUCCGUGAAGUUCCUGCUCGCGUCCAAGAAAUCUGGCAAGAAUUCCUUGCUCCAGGUGCACCCAGCGCCAUCAACCUAGAUUCAAAAAGUUAUGACAAAACCACUCAGAAUGUGAAGGAACCUGGAAGAUACACAUUUGAAGACGCUCAGGAGCACAUUUACAAACUGAUGAAAAGUGAUUCUUAUCCUCGUUUUAUACGAUCCAGUGCCUACCAGGAGCUACUACAGGCCAAGAAAAAGGCUGGAAGCCCACAUUCCUUUUUCCGAGGAGCCAGGAGCCACCUUGAACCGGGGAACUUCUGUAGCGCUUUGAGAGUAACCAUUCACAAAGACCUUACAGCUCUGAACUACAGCACGCACAAAGAACACUUUUUUUCUAACAACUACAAAAUGCUGCAAUAAGCUUUGCUCCAAUGAAACCUCUGUUAGUGGUAGUGGAGCUUGGUAUGCUAGUGACUAAGGAUUUGACUAUCAGAUAAUUGCAAUUAUAUGUUCUUUCCAGAACAACUUGCAUUAUUUAAGAAGAAAAACAAACUCCAAGCAAGCUGGUCAGAGGUUUUGAAAUAUUCAGAUGCAGAGCUCCAAGCUUUAGCCACUGGGGUUCAGUGCAAAGUGCUGCUAAGCAGGCAAUAGGCUCAGGAUUUAUUUCAGUGACUGAACUUACAAAUACAGAAAGUUCACAGAAAAGCCUGCUCUUGUGAACUUUCAACCAGCAUUUGCAAACUAAGAAUCCAUAGAUUACUUAUAUAAUAAAUGGAUGCAUAUCUGUCCAAAUGUUUAAUAAAGAUACUAUGUGAGAAGCAUGUAACAAGUAAUUUUCCUCUGCAGUAACAAUAUAUUUUUUGCGUUGUAUACAGGAUAGUCACAAUAGCAGUUUAAAUCUUUUGAAGCUUCUAUGUUCAGAAGAUGAUAUUUUGACAACAAUUAUACCCAAAAUGCAGGUAUUAGAAUAAGAAUUUUCAGGUCAGAUGAGACUAAAAUUUGGUAAUGACUGAAUUCUCUUUAAUUGUUAUUGCUAUAUAUGCACCAUUUAAACAAGACCUUGAUACUUAAAAGUAAACUGAACUGUGCAGUAUGAUCCAGUAAAACCUGUUUUUAUAAGUGCUCUUUGUACCCUGGAAGACAUGGGGAUGGUGACACUAUUGAUUUUCAAAGGCCAGCUCACCUGUUUCUGGUUACUUUGGCUAAUGGAGUGUGCGUGGCCUGGAAGGGAGAGCCCUGUUUGGCCACAGUUGCCAUGCACCCUUGCAGCUGCCUGCUCCCACGCCUGCUCUCUCUGGCUCCCCUGCGAAGCGCUCAUCAAGUGCACAUGAGUUACAUCCACACCAGCACAGCCAUGGUGAUUUUUAUUUCCCGGUUGCUCCCAGAGGCAUGAACACGAGCUCCAGCCCCAGGCUGACACUUAUUGCCCUAUUGCCAGCACAGCUGGCCCCAGGUCUGGAAGUCUGGUAAGAUGAGUUGAAAGUCCUGUUUCUUCCAUGUGCACUCAUGUUCCCGUUGCAACUCAAAUAUAUUAAAGCGGUUUUCUCUCUCUAAAUGUAUCUUCAAAUAUCUGUGUUUCAGAUUUAUGCUGUUGCCAAUUCACUUUACAUUUUGCAUUUUAUCAAAUGCCUGCUUUAACUGCGGAUAUUUGGGCUCGACAAGAACAAGAGGGAAGUGAGGAGAGGGAAGAGAUUAAAAUGACUUGUGGGUGUAUUAGUAGGAUUUCUGAACUUGGGUUUAGGUCUGCUGAGUCUUUGGCAGCAUAAUUUCUGUCUCAGAACUGUAGUGGUGGGUGCCUACCAAGACUGGGCAGUUCCCAGGCUGGGAGCCCGUUCUGUCCCACUGGCUCUAACCACACCUGGAGCAUGAGAUCUGCUGUUCUGUAAGCACCAGUCUGCUCUCUCACCUUGUUUGCAUCUUUUCACUAAAGCACACACAGGGAAAAUGCUUCUUUUGAGUCUAGCUACCUCAUCCUGAGAGGAUGCAAAGAAACUUGUUCUUCUUGCAGCCAAAGGACUCUCAAAGCCUUGCAUUUUUGGAAGAGGUAAGUGACGGAGGAGAUGGAUCUGCAAAGGUAAGAAAGACCAUUCCUCAGAGAUAGAAAUUACAGCACAACUCUUGUUAAGUUCCCAAGCUCCAGCUUUAUGGAUUACAGUGGAGAACCUCUGCCACACUAAAUGCUGCUUUACUCCUGCUAUCUGUAUCAGGCAAGGAGAUUCUACAGUACUUCCAAGAUACCACUCCACAGGAUACCACUCCAUAGGAUGCUAUUAGAAUAACAGAAAGUGAAGCCAGGUGAUGAAAAACACAUUUGUCAAGAGUUUGGUGUGACAGACAUCCAUUCCUGAGCUGUCAUGUGCUCUAGUAUCUGUUUUACAUUCCUACACAGGGUUUUGUAACAGUGAGAGGAAGUGGUCAAUUCUUUCAAAUUUGAGAGAGACGUGCUGGCACUGAUUUCUGUGGCUGCAGUCAUGUGUCAAGAGAUUAUUUGUGCUGGCACAGUGAGCUCAAUACAUGUCUACAUUCUUGAUACUUGAAUCUCAAAAACUUCACUAGAAGAGAUGCCAGUAAGCUGUUAUUUCCUCCAAGUACCAGUUCUCCGUAGAUAUAAUCAUAGUAACAGCCAUCAUAUUUGUGCUAACACUGGCCAGCAAGGAUUGAAAUCUUGGCCCUGUUGAAAUCUUUGGUAAAGAUUUGGCUGAGAAGUGUAAAUAGGUUUCCACACACAAAAAAAAAAAAAAGUAUGGAAGGAAAAAAUAGAGGUCUGUGUAACAGCAGUAAAAUGUUUUUUAUUUUCAGCAUCCCCAAUGUCAAUGUUCUUCCUCUAUAAAAAGUUCAAAUUUGUUUGUGCUGCAAGGAAACCUCCACAACAAAAGUUCAUUCCUCAUUUUCAUAUCUACCUCCAAAACAAAAUUCCUGUCAGGGCUGUGUUUUAACCCAGAUGGUGGCAGAACUACAGCCUGGCGAGAUACCCGACAGCCCAAUGAGGGCUGAUGGGACAAGUCAUAUGCCAGCUGAAUUCCUUCUGGUGAACAAAGGGAUUUUGUUAUUGUUCUUAAAAGCUGAUGAUGCCCCAGAGGGUAUCCAGCCUUCGGACAGAAAGUUUCAUCUUUGCAAAUGUGAUCUAACAGGUGCCUAAUCAAAACAAGUUUGUUCCUUGAUUGGUUUUAAUUGAUUUUGGAAGCCAGCUCCAUAAAACAAAUACCUGUGGCACCAAAUAUCUAAACCAUGAAAAACACUGUGGAGCAUCAGGUCCUUGACCUAAUAGCCACAGGAAAUUCCAGACUAAAUGUUCCCAAAAGUUGAGUUGAUUGUGCCUUAUCUUUUUGAUGACCCUAAGAAUUACUACUAACAUGUUACACAAGGAUUCGAAAAUGCUGCCAAAAAUUAAAGGUUGAGAUUUUUCCAUUCUAGGCUCUUUACCUAUUUCCCUUUUGAUGUACCUUUUAUUUAUUCAUGAUGCUGAUUCAUUUUUGCUCAAAAACGUGGGCAGCGUGAGCAGCAGGAGCAACAGCAGAUGGCAGCACCAAGCUGCUGGAUCGGGGCUGUCAGCGCAGGCAAGGGGAAAACACGAACUGAGAUUUUAACAAAAGUUUCUGGGAGUUUGUUUGCUUUCAGAUCUCCUUCUUUUCUCCCAUUCCUUUGGAUUUAUUUUGUUUUCUUUCGAUUUUUCUACUCAGUAUUGGAAAAAUAAAGAGAAAAAAGAACAGCAGAUGAGGAAAGUUGCUAUGUCGGGUCAUCCUGUAUUGAUUUAGAAGAAGAUGGUAAGACCUGAUGUGACCUGCUGAAUGGAUGACAUGAGGUUAUGGCCUAGCCUACCAGCACUUCACGUCCUAUUAAACACACCACAGGGGCAACAUCUGGAGGGUUAAACAGCUGCUGGGUAAUGCAAUUUUAAAUACCACUUCAUCAAAGUAAUAGACUCCACAGGACCCUCUUGGGAUCUGCACACUGAUGUGUUCCAGGCUUUGUGUGCUGCAGCCCUUUUGUGUAACACAUUAAGGAGACCCUGAUAGCUCUCACUUUAGCAGAGUGAUAGAACCGAGGUUUGCAAAUUCAUCUACGGAACAACGCCUUGCUGAGCCUGGGAUCAAACACAUGGCCUUUAUGGGUUUUCACUUUUUUUUUGUUUUCUUCCUCAAAGCUUGAUAUUCGGUGUACCCAAAAUUACAGCAAGCUAAAGAAAAGAUUUAAGAAGAAUAGAUUUACUCUUGAGUCUAUUUUACAGCAAUAUAUGAGCUUCCAAAGGAGAUCACAGCCAUGUUUUCUGUUCUCCAGGAUAGUUACAGAGGAGGGAGCAAAUCUUCUCUGUUCUCAACAUAACCAGCCAAGCUCUCAAUCUGAAUAACAAAAGGAUUCCUCAGGCCCUUACCAGACCUGGCUCCUCUUCUGCAUUCUUCAAAUACAAUCCCUAGCUGCAGCAACACAAAUCAUGAAGGAAAUGUGGUCUCCAAUUUGGUCGACCAUGGAGGCUGGUGCCACCACCUAGCUGCAAAUCAACACGCCUGAGAGUAGGAUGGUAUGCAAUUUUCCAAAAUAAAUCCUUCCAGUUUUUCAUAGCUGCUAAGCAACAGUUAGGAGAAGAUCCAUUAAAUAAUUAAUUAAUCAAUCGCUUUAGUCACAUUGAAUAAUUAAUCACUUUGAGAGACGACAGCCAAAUAACUUUUUCUAUUGCCUGCUAAUGCAACAUUUGCUUUUUGAUUCUGAAUCCAGUGAAACCCUUAGCAAACACAUAUCCCUGCUCCUGGGCAGGCAGAAUUUGGCAGCUGUCACUGAUUGAACUUUGUCACUACCUGGAGCAUAUGGAAGGACACUUGGCAACUCCUUUCCAGGGAGAAAAGCACAGGGUAAAACCUGCAGACAGCAUGAGCCUGUAUCCUUUGGCCCAAGUCCAUUGAAAGACUUCAGUUCUUUCUGAGCGAGUAUCUGCCCUUGGUGUUGUCUUUACUUGGACAUCAUUCUCUCUGCUAUAUUGCAAUCAUUUCAGAUUAAAGGGCAGAGGAAAAUUCCUCACUUACCUGCCAUAGUUUUGGUUGAGGUAUUCUGGGUAAUUUUCUUUGUGAUGCCUUUUAAAGAGGGAUGUAGUCAUAGAGGAGCAGGAGGAGUUAUGAACCUAGCAAUAGCCACCACUGCCAUUUUAUUUUGGCUAUUGGGUACUUAUAAACUUUGGGAUGUUAGGAAAAGACCAGAGAAAUGACUUGUUUCAUCUUUCUCUACUGAGCUGUACAAAACAAUCUCAACAGAGGCACUGAACAGAGCCCUGAAUUGUCUCUGAAGUGUGUGCUGUAGCCUCACUUGACAUCCUCCAUGCCACUCCUGCACAAAGUAUUUACACCAGUACUAUCCACAAAUGAUUCUAUUAGGUAACUAUUCUUUGGAAAUUGUAACACUUUUGAAUGCACAUAUAUGAAAGAUGCCCUCUUCUCACUAAACUAGUUUGUGGCCUAUGCUUUAGAAACAGAAUCUAUUAACACUGCAGGCAUAUGAGCUACUGUAAUUUACUGACCGAAGUUAUUUUCCUUCACUCAUUACUGCUGAGGACACCACGGCUGCCCUCCAUCUGUGGAGAGGUCUUCAUAAGAAAAUGGGGAGCAGUAGGGAAACAGCAUGGAUUCUCCAAAGAAUGCAUUAGUUUAUUUAUUUUUUUCAAAUGUCUUUCAUGUCUUGGCUUUGUGCAUCUUUUCCAAGAAGCAAAUGCUUCACAGAUGGAAAGAAGAAAUUUUCAGUUGUAAAAAUUCUAAACAGUUCAGGUGAAAUGAAAAACAGAGCUUCCUGGAGACAUACCAGCUUUUUCUUUUUAUUCAUUUUUUUUUGCCCCAGCCUCACUUUGAUUGUAAAAAUAUUCACCCACCUCCAGACUUUAUAGCAUGAGAAAUGCCCUUCCUGGGGUCUAAUCUAUGCCUGAGGUAUCACUGCAGGUCGAUCAGAAAGGAAGGCUCCUAUUUCCACACAGACUUUACACAUCUGCUCUGAUUCUCUGCAGGGUGGAUCCUCAGUAACCCUGCUGCAAAAAUUGAGUCUUGUAUAAACCAAGCUUAUACUGGCAUAGCUCCUCUUCUUCUACAUUGUGAUCAGGCAGAGGUCUAAUUUGUCCACUGAUACUCUGUUUUCUGUCAAUUCAAAAGGUUUGGUAGUGAAAUUAGGGGAAAAGAUCACAGUCAAUUGGUGAGAAAGAGUAAUGAGCUUAUUUUUGGAUUCCUCCUGCUGAUAAAACCUUUAAGGAUUUAUGGCAGAUCAAAUUAGCAGGAGCUUUAGUAGAUAGCCUCAUAACCUUUGGAUAGCCGACACUGCCUAUGAGGCAGUUAAAUCUACUGCAGACUCCCGAUGGGGAGCUUAAUUCAUCCUCCAGGACAUCUGCCUUGGAGCCAGACACCCAUAGCCAGACUCUUACACAUCCAGGGCCUCCCAUGUGGAGACUGAGGCCCAGCAGUGGACAAGAGUGCCUGCCUAGCGCUGCUGGUGGCCGUGAGGGUGGAGCUGGAGCAAUCCCCACAUGGGGCAGGCGUCUGCAAUGAGCAGAACAAGCACAGGGCACCAGAUCAUCUCCUGGGUGCUGGGGGGUGAGUCCAGUUCCAUGGGCUCUAAAUCGUUUGGGACCCUCAGGAUCAGAGACUAAGAAAAGCAGAGAAGGUGGCCUGUGAUUGUAGGCUGCUGCCACGUCUUGGGGAAGGCAGGUCUGACACGCACUAAUGCUUAAAGCUCAGGCGCUGGCGCCCUUUGGAUAUUGCAGUAGAUUUUACAACGCACAUUUGACAAACAUGCCGUGCGAGGGCCUGCAGGAAGAGAGCGAAACACUCAGCAGUGGGUGCUGAAUCAGGGUCUGAGCGUGUAAUCCAAGGCUAUUUGCUAUAAAGUCUAGGACAUUCCCUUAAAAAUGUUGAGUUGGGCAGGAAAUGUCUGGUUACUUGUGUAACUGUUUGCAAGAUACACAAACUCAUCAGGCUCUGACUCCUAAGUCUUAUGACAAUAAUGCAUUUUCUUCCAGACAUGUUCAGUUGCAUAUCUGAUACACAUACUGCUCAGCCAAAAUGACUUGUUAGUGAUUUAUUUGGAAUAUCCAGCCUUUACCAUAUGACAUCACCUCCUCAACUUGAUGAAAAAAAGGUUUAGACUGAAUUCUUCCCAUUAAAAAUAAUGGGGCAAUAGGUUUCUUGAUGCCAAUAUUUACUGAUAUCAAAGAAAAAUAUUGUCUUGGUUAUUUGUCUUAAUUUAGCUCAAACAGUACACAAAGCACAGUGUACAAAAACAAUAUGUUCCUUCUUCUAAACCAGAUCAUCACUUACUAAUUGCUAUAUGAUUUUAAUGAAAACAGAGGCAUGAUUCAGUUAGGCUUCAUAAAAAUUAUCUCACUAUAUUUGUUUCUUUUCUUACCCUGAUUGAUAGAGAGGCAUGUAAAAUUACAUUCUAUAUCUGCCUUUACACAGAACCUCAGAAUGAUUGCUUUUAAACUGUGCAUUAUACAAAAUACAGGAGAAUGAGACCCAGAUCCUUUGCUAAGUUAUGUAAGAAACAGUUACAUUAUGUAUAUGUAAUUGUAUAUAUACAGGUAAUAAAAUAUGUACUCUGUGUCUGUGUGUGCCCACACAUAUUAAAUUAAUUUUUAUACUUUAAUUAAAGCUUAUGGAUCUCUGAUAUUUGAACAUUCCUAAAAUUCAGGUGUUGUAUUUGGAUACAUUUUGCACAGACCAUUCAAUAUAUUUAAAUCCAAUAAAAAAUCCAACCUAGCACUAGGGCAAGUUCAUGUGAGAACUGAUAUGCUCAGAGAGAAUGCUUUGCUUAGGAGCAAAGACCCGGAUGCAGACAGAGCUGUGCCUUACCUUCCUGUGACUUUUGUCCUGUUUAGAAACUCACAUGGAAUCCCAAGUGUUGCAAGCUCAGAUAAAACAUCAGAGAAAAAUAAUUUCAAGCAAGGACAGACAUGUGAAUAGCUAAAAGACUUUGUAAGAACUAGUCUGCUUCCAGCACACCAGAAUAAGAAAGCUUGAGCCCAGAUCUUUUACUGAGGACUCUAGGAUACAUUUGAUGAUGAAUGAAACUGCCCCUUCUCUGUUGCCUUUCCAUUGCUUAAGAAACCUUCUUCAGAAGUUACAAAUGCAUUUUUCUCAGACCUUUCUACCACAGCACGACUCAUUUACAGGCAUUCAGCAGAUCUUUGCUUCCAUCUACAUUGGGAAAUUUCUCUUCCUGCCUCCUCUUGAACAGUUCCCAUUCCAGGCUCCACACCAGGGGUGUGGUGCAAUGGCAACCAUGUUCUGUCAGUGGCAAUCACAUCAAAACCCAUGAAUUGGUGUCUCCUGGACUUCAGUGACUGUAAACAAGCCCAACCCUGCCACACAUGCAAAACUAACUUUUAGCCAUAGCUCACACGCUGUUACUUUGGGGAAGGGGGAGAGAGGAUUUCUGCCUGGUUGCCACUAGAUGGAGUGAAGCCAAAACUGUAUAUUUUAUUAGGCUUGUGAUGGAAACACAUUCUUUCCCUAUAUGGGUUUGGGGGUUUUGUUGUUUGGGUUUUUUUCUUAAAUAAGUCUAUUAAGCUGAGAACCAAGCCUGUCUGGUUCUGGACUGAGAGAGCCCUGUUAAUGUUAGUGUGUUGCUCUGAUUUGUGACUUGGGUUCACGCAAAGGAUUGAUAACACAUGGACUUUCCAUGCUGUACACCAGAGAACUGAAGUAAAAAUUUUCUAAUUACUUUCCUUUCUUUGUCUUCCAGCACCCAAUUCAGAUGAGUAAAAAAGGAGUUUUAGCUGUGGAGAGAGUCCUUGUGCUGUGACUGCAGAGGCACACAGGUUCUAUCUUUGGGCUUCUAAGGCGGAUCAUUAAUACCUGGUGGUGCUGGCAACCUUCAAAGAGUUUAAGCAAUAGCCCAUCUUUCCUUUUCCUCUUUCACUCUGUUAGCCCACCUUUUGCACUUGUCCAUGCGUGCAUCUAAACUCCUGUGCUCUGCUCGACUAAUUACAUGCUCAUAACACAUGGGGAAAUCACAAGAUAUUUCUUCUUGGUGUGCAGUAUAUUAUCAAUCACUGUUUUCAUAGCACAGCUGGUACUCCCUGAUGUGCUCAGCAUUGUUCUACUCCAUCUAGGGGAGCUUGGUUAUUGUUUUAAAUGGCAGAUGACAAUAAGGUCACAGCUAUGGUUUCUCAAAAUCUAGUACAUACAGAUGUGUACUUUGAAAAGUGCAGUGCAGUUUAAAUGGUGAACAUACCUACAUAAAGUUCAUUACACUGUAGUUUUUUAAUGAUACCAAAUCUGCAUAUGCCUGAAACACUUAAGUCCCUGAAAGCCCAAGGGUGUUUUAGGAACUGUUUUGCUUAGAAAAUAGAAUAGAAUAGAAUAGAAUAGAAUAGAAUAGAAUAGAAUAGAAUAGAACAGAACAGAAUAGAACUACUUGAGUUGGAUCUUGUAGUCUGAUCCAUCAGAUCCAUCAGCCUGACCAAGGGCUGACCAAGUUUAACACGUGUUAAAGGCAUUGUCCAAACACGUCUUUAAGGCACUGAAAGGGUUUGGGCAUUGAACACUUCUCUAGGAAGCCUAUUCCAGUGUUUGACCACCCUCUCUAUAUCUACUAAACUCCUAAGAAUAUUUAUUUUGUCCUACAUUUCAUUUGGCAAGAAAGUAAGCAAUUUUUUCAUACUCUUCCUUGAAUCUGAAUUAUAAGCUAUUUUUUUACCCUUAUUCCUUCUGAAGCAGGAAAUAUUACUACUUUACAAACUUUGAAGGCCUUCUGUUAAGCAAAUGAAAACCUUGCAGAUCUCUGCUACUGCUAAUACUCUUCCAGAUGAGGCUGCUUGGAUGUUACUUCUUUUCCACCAAGUGAGGUUCCUUUUUACAGAACUCAGUGAUGAAAUGAUUUAAGGCAAUAGCUGCUCAGAAAUCCAAAUACAUCUCAUCAAAAGCCUUUUAAAAGAAAAUUUUGUUGAGGAAUGUUUCUGCUUGAAGAAUAAUCUUGUAUUUUCUCCAGGAAGUUUUGAACACAUUCAGGAAAAAAUAGAAACUUUGAAACAUUAUUAUUUAUACUUUAAAUAUUCUGUUACUGUAUUUUUCAUAUUUUUAAGAAAGCAAUGAAAUUACUAAUCAUAACAGAAUAAGAGAUUAUAAAUAUGAUUAUUAUUAAUUGAUGGAUAUUUUGACUCUAAACAUAAUUUUGUUUGAGAUUUUGAAAUGGGUUAGUGGAAAUUACAGAACAGCAAAAAACCCUGACAUUUCAAGUAGAGUGCAUCAAUUUGAAACCAAACCACUGUUUCUGUCUAAAAGAGUUUUUCAACCACUUUCAGAGAGCUCCCCAUGCCAAAGGCUCACCUCCCCAUGUUGUGCAUGCACACUUUCAAGUCUGCCAGCGUUUAAUAAUGAGGGACAGAUUGUGAGAUCUCAGUUGUGCAAGCAAAGCUGAUUUUUUCCAUUCCAAGACUGGAAUUGAAGUGAAUCAGGGCAAGAGCCAGGCAUCUCAUCAUGGACAGGAGAAGAAGAGUGGGCAGGAGUAUAGAACAGAAAGGGACAAGGACAUGCUCUAGCAUCCCAGGCUUGCUGCUUCUGGGACUUCCAAGGGGAAAGGGAAACUGAGCACGGCUGGGCUGCUUCCAGCUAGGAUUCUGACAACUUCCUACAUCCCAGCUCUUCCUUCAGCAAAGCAGUGGAAACAUCCAGUUUAGCCCUCUGGCACGCACAGUCUGUUUUCUAACCAAAAGGCAUGACUUUCUAAGCAACCAAAUUUUUCUAAACGCCACUUUUAGCUGGAUAGAGCUCUCAUACCAUGACUUCCCAGUUAGGAGUAUGGCAAGAAUGUCCCAAGUACUACAGGACACUUUGAUGCAAAAAAUAAAGGGUUCAUUGACCCUUCUUCACUAAUGAUUUUCUGAUUGUCUCCCUCUUCCUUGAAAAUCCUGAUGGAGUAUUGGUUCAAUAUCACAUGUUACAAACAUCAGAUACAUCAAUAACUCUUGAAAUUAGCAUAGGAUUUCUUUCAGGGCUCUCACACACCUUCUAACUGUUCCUCAUCCUAUCUUCUUCACAAUAGCUGGCACCAUUGCAUUAAAAAUGUGCUACAGAGAAGUUUAUGAUUAUUUGUUGCUUUGAUGAAACACUGACUAUAGCCAUUAAUAUCCAUAUAAAUUUCUAACCUGCAUGGGUGAGGUUAGAAAUUAACUUCACUUUCUUAAAAAUCACAUUAAAUACAAAAGACUUUGUGAGAUUUUUUUGAUACUCAGUGGAGAGAAAGAAGCAUGUUUAUAGGGCAAAUAAUUUCUUCUGAUGCCAUAGAUGAGGCUAUGAUACCAAUUACUCAAGGGUAUCUUUUUCCUUCUGCCAGUCACAAAAGGGCACCUAGGUGAAUAACCUAAAGUUGCUAAUUAAUACUUUAGAAGGUAAAAUUGCGUUAGAUGAAUCCCAACAACCAUGUUGUAACUUUAUCUUGCAGUGAAAAACAAGGGUUUGGCAAGCAAAAAGCUCUAUAUUAGACUAUAACUAUGUAUAUGCUAAUGUAUAUGUAUUUAAAUAAAAAUGAAAACCCUUAAAUGAA
Messenger RNA from Zonotrichia albicollis (white-throated sparrow), 13013 nucleotides. RefSeq names its product regulator of G protein signaling 7 (gene RGS7). Gene Ontology annotation, molecular function: GTPase activator activity. NCBI's taxonomy places the organism in Eukaryota, Metazoa, Chordata, Aves, Passeriformes, Passerellidae. The record is from RefSeq and is a predicted model, not a curated record. Gene Ontology annotation, cellular component: cytoplasm; neuron projection; plasma membrane. Gene Ontology annotation, biological process: G protein-coupled receptor signaling pathway; positive regulation of GTPase activity; regulation of G protein-coupled receptor signaling pathway.